This is a messenger RNA of Cyprinodon tularosa, 2017 nucleotides long. It is a transcript of the gene ppp1r2, whose product is annotated as protein phosphatase 1, regulatory (inhibitor) subunit 2. The transcript is spliced from 6 exons. The coding region runs from base 260 to 892 and encodes 210 amino acids. Gene Ontology annotation, biological process: regulation of signal transduction. Gene Ontology annotation, molecular function: protein phosphatase inhibitor activity. The record is from RefSeq and is a predicted model, not a curated record. Lineage: Eukaryota; Metazoa; Chordata; Actinopteri; Cyprinodontiformes; Cyprinodontidae.
AGCAGCGCUGAUAGCAGGACUCUGGUCCAGUAGACAGAGAAGGGUUGUCAGACAUGCUCAAGCUGUCUGUUCAUGCUGGACCCACUCACUUAUUCUACAGUUUUUAAUCAACGUUGAGUUAUGAAAGUCUGCCUUUUCAAAUUAUAACCCGGAAGACGGAAGUUACUGGCAAACAUCAGGGAAUCCAGGGAUUGAAAGAGAAGGAUUUAGCAGAAAGCAACCCCGGUGGGUCUGGCUCUCUGUGUCAGUGCGCGUGGGAAUGGCAGCUCCCCGACCGAUUAAAGGCAUCCUGAAAAACAAAAACAGCGGCAGGAAUUUUAGAUCCCUGCCCGAGGAAGCGCCGGGGGAGAACACCGAACAUGGCCCGGGACUCUCGGAGGAUGAGCACCAGAAGAAAUCGGCCAAAUGGGAUGAGAUGAAUAUCCUGGCGACAUACCAUCCUCCGGACAAAGACUACGGCCUGAUGAAGAUUGAUGAACCCAGCACACCUUAUAACAGGAUGGUUGGUGAUGAGGAGGAUGAGGGCGCACUCAGUGACUCAGAUGGCCAUGCCGGUGGGCUCAAGCCUGAUGACCUGGCCUCAAAGCUGGAGGCGGCUGAGGGGGCGGAGCCUCGCUUCAUGCAGGAAGAGGAAGAAAGCAGCGAGGAGGAGGAAGAGGAGCUGACUCCAGAAGAGCAAGCCAAAAAGAAGCAAUUUCAGAUGAUGAGGAAGAUGCAUUAUAACGAGGGUAUGAACAUAAAACUGGCUCGCCAGCUCAUUGCCAAUGAGUUAGAAGAAGAGGAAGAGGAGGAUGAGGAUGAAGAGAUGAGGGAUGACACAGAGGACCUAAGGGAGGAGACGGAGGAGAUCAGCGUAGACCCGCCACAGAAAGCUGAUUCCCUGGAGUCAUAGAGGACGCCUCCUACCUUCAGAUCAAGAUGCAGUGAGACGUAUUCGAUCGCAUCUGGGACUGAAAGUCGUGACAUGCAGCAAACACCGCUUCACCGCCUGUGUAACAUCUCCCAACAGCCAAUAAAAUUACUGGUCUCUUCUUCGUCUCCACCAUUCCAAAAAAACUGUGCAAUAGUUCUUUUUUUUUAAAUAAGAAAAAUGGUUCAGCUGCAGGAAUAAUUUCAACAUGUGAAGACUGUUGCUUGUCUCCCCUCCAUCUCCUGUUGCCAAGAAUGCUCUCCUCACACCUCUGCUGGACUGAAGUAAUCAGACCCUAAAAGGAGGAUCAAGGCCUUUUAAAAACUAAGAAUGAACUUUAUAUAAGCUGGAGCUUAUUCUGGCUGAAACAUCAUGUUAGUUGUGGAGGAAGCCUGGGGAAAGGCAGCUGCUGUUUCAUCCGCUCUGAUACCUUUCCCUGUUUUCCUUUGUGACCGAUCACACUGCUGCACCGUCAGUUUAUGUCUCGAAGAAUAGCUGAAACUGCUUCCGUAACAAAAUAUCGGCAUGUUAUGAUUAAUAGUUUGGGCAACAUAUUACUCUAAAUUGUAUUAUCCAAGUAUUAGGCAUCUAACAAACAAGAUUUGACUCACUAAGUUUCUUGAUCCUUUCAUUUUCAAACUCAUCUUUAAAAACAAUGUUUUUGUUGUAAGGAAGUAUCGUGCACAGCCUCAGUUCAGGUUUACAUGCGUUUGUCACAGAUCUGAAUAUCUUUAGGUACAUUGUUUGUUCACUGGAAUUAUUUUUCAUCCUUUCAAGAUAAAUUUUUUAAAGACUAAGACCGGACGAGCUGGUCAGUUUAACGUGUUUCUUCAGUAUUUUUAUUUUAAUUUAAAGAUCACAAGGAGGACCGUAGAGGAGAGCUGCUGAUCGAUCUCAUAUGAGGGCUGCAUUUGAAGGAAAGUCAGAAUAAUGUGACAUUUUUUUCUUUUAUUUCUGAUGUUUGCAUGACUCUGCUUAGGAUCGUCACGUUUGUAAUGCUACCGACUCCCGUCGGAGGCGGAGUUAAACCACAACAGCUUAUUGGAGGUGCUUUAAGGACGUUUGCUUUUGAGGGACAGCCACUCGUCGGGCUUGUUCCUGCUUUAG